Fusarium pseudograminearum CS3096 is the source of this 1074-nucleotide messenger RNA. RefSeq lists its product as uncharacterized. Gene Ontology annotation, molecular function: ATP binding; MAP kinase activity. The coding region runs from base 1 to 1074 and encodes 357 amino acids. Gene Ontology annotation, cellular component: cytoplasm; nucleus. Gene Ontology annotation, biological process: protein phosphorylation; cellular response to oxidative stress; osmosensory signaling pathway. The transcript has 9 exons. The record is from RefSeq and is a predicted model, not a curated record. Lineage: Eukaryota; Fungi; Ascomycota; Sordariomycetes; Hypocreales; Nectriaceae.
AUGGCCGAGUUUGUACGCGCCCAGAUCUUCGGAACCACGUUCGAGAUUACCUCGAGAUACUCCGAUCUCCAGCCCGUUGGCAUGGGAGCUUUUGGCCUCGUAUGCUCUGCUCGAGAUCAGCUCACCAACCAAAAUGUCGCCGUCAAGAAGAUCAUGAAGCCUUUCAGCACACCUGUGCUCGCCAAGCGCACAUACCGUGAGCUCAAGCUGCUCAAGCAUCUUAAGCACGAAAACGUUAUUUCUCUCAGUGACAUCUUCAUCUCACCCUUGGAAGAUAUCUAUUUCGUCACAGAACUCCUCGGUACCGAUCUCCACCGAUUAUUGACUUCGCGCCCUCUCGAAAAGCAGUUCAUCCAGUAUUUCCUCUACCAGAUCAUGCGUGGACUCAAGUACGUGCAUUCGGCCGGUGUUGUCCACCGUGACCUCAAGCCUAGCAACAUUCUCGUCAACGAAAACUGCGAUUUGAAGAUCUGCGACUUUGGUCUUGCCCGAAUCCAGGACCCCCAGAUGACUGGCUAUGUUUCUACACGAUACUACCGAGCUCCUGAGAUUAUGCUCACCUGGCAAAAAUACGACGUUGAAGUUGAUAUCUGGAGUGCUGGCUGCAUUUUCGCUGAGAUGCUUGAGGGCAAGCCUCUUUUCCCUGGAAAGGAUCACGUCAACCAAUUCUCCAUCAUCACCGAGCUCCUCGGCACUCCCCCUGACGAUGUUAUCAACACCAUCGCCAGUGAGAAUACUCUUCGGUUUGUCAAGUCGCUACCCAAGCGCGAGAGACAGCCCCUCCGUAACAAGUUCAAGAACGCAGACGACUCAGCUAUUGACCUUCUCGAACGCAUGCUUGUCUUUGACCCCAAGAAGCGAAUAACUGCCACUGAGGCUCUCGCUCACGACUACCUUUCCCCCUACCAUGACCCUACAGACGAGCCUGUGGCCGAGGAAAAAUUCGACUGGAGUUUCAACGACGCCGAUCUGCCUGUUGAUACAUGGAAGAUCAUGAUGUACUCGGAAAUUCUCGACUACCAUAAUGUUGAAGCUGGUGUCACCAACAUGGAAGAGCAGUUUAAUGGACAAUAG